This is a messenger RNA of Strongylocentrotus purpuratus (purple sea urchin), 2790 nucleotides long. Its product is annotated as cholinesterase 1. Gene Ontology annotation, molecular function: acetylcholinesterase activity. The coding region runs from base 151 to 1950 and encodes 599 amino acids. The transcript has 9 exons. The record is from RefSeq and is a predicted model, not a curated record. Gene Ontology annotation, cellular component: plasma membrane. Gene Ontology annotation, biological process: acetylcholine catabolic process; choline metabolic process. NCBI's taxonomy places the organism in Eukaryota, Metazoa, Echinodermata, Echinoidea, Camarodonta, Strongylocentrotidae.
UAUAAGCACUGUACACUGGAAACACAACAGGUAGAGGCUUACCCAGAUAUAAUGGUAGCAUGCAAAGAACUGUUUCAUUCAUCAAUGCGUGUCUUUGCAUAUGAGACGGCCUGCUAAAUAAACCAUCUUGUGCGCAACUGAUUAGAAAAUAUGGUCCGGAAAGUGGUAUUUGCGUUCCCUCUCGUUUUAAGCAUCCUGCUCUGUUAUGUUGAGAGUAGAGGAACACCCUUCGUGGACACCCAGAAUGGUCGAAUCUUGGGUAGGACCAUCGAAGUCACACCUUGGCAGAUUCCAGAUAGUGAGACCAUUGUGGUGGAGGCAUACACCAAGAUCCCUUAUGCUGAGUCUCCGGUUGGAGAGCUGAGGUACAAACAUCCUGUCAAGAAAGUUUGGACGGGAGAGGUAGACGCCACCAAACCAAACGUUGCUUGCCCUCAAGUCCCUUUGAUAGGAUUCAUUGUAGAAAUGGAAGAGACAGAGGAUUGUCUGUACUUGGAUGUCUUUGUGCCGUCACCACGGCCCAAUCCAGCGCCAGUGAUGGUGUGGAUUCAUGGAGGAGGGUUUUUCGCAGGUGCAGGAUCAGUACCUGAACAACUUCCUAUACCAUUAUCAUUUUAUGGAGAAGUCAUUGUCGUCACUUUCAAUUAUCGACUUGGAAUGCUGGGAUUCUUGAAUACAGGUGACGGAGAGAUUCCAGCCAACCUUGGUAUGUUUGAUCAACGAGAAGCACUCAAAUGGGUUCAAGAAAACAUAGCAGCUUUUGGAGGUGAUCCAGGGCGUGUAACUAUAUUUGGUGAGAGCGCUGGAGGUGCGAGUGUUAAUUUUCAUCUUCUAUCACCGCUUAGUGCUGGACUGUUCAGAGGUGCUAUACUGCAGAGUGGGAACGCCCUUUUGAAUAUGGGUAAUACCGACCUCGUCGAGAAGACAUUCGAGUUUGGAAAAGGAGCCGGAUGUGACUUCAACAACAGCAAGGAUCUUGCGGAAUGUUUGAGAGGAAGAUCAUUGGAAGACUUGAAGGAUGGAUAUAUUAUUAUAAACGUGCACCCAGGUCAUAUAGAAUUCGCCCCCGUUGUGGAUGGGCACUUUUUAAAUGAUACACCACUCAAGCUGAUGCAGCAAGGACAUGUGAACGUUGAUAACGUCCUCCAUGGGGACUUACUCAACGAAGGGUCCUGUUUCACCAUCUUUACCGGUUUCGCUUCCACUGAAGACAUCCCUCCUCCUGUUUUAACUCUCGACGACUUCAAGAAUCAUCUUGCGAACUUCUUCAUGAUUGAUGAUCCGCUCAUUCUAGAUACGAUUGUCUUUGUGCUCUCUGACUCGGCACAUAUUACAGGAAAUAAAACUGACUACUUUAAGGAGUUGGCAGACGCUUUCGAUUCUAUAAUCUCUUGCCCGAUCAAUCCGUUUUCCAAUCUGCUGUCAACGGCGGGUAAAACGGCCUACCGCUACACUAUGACACACGCCCCUUCUCACUCGGCCCUGGGUCCUCUGAAAUGGGCAGGAGCAACUCAUGUAGAGGAUAUCCCGUAUGUCUUUGGCAGUCCUCUACUGCGUGAGAGGGAAGAUGGUCCUAAAGGCAUGUCUGGAUUCUUCGAUGGGGCUGAGGAGGCGGCCUUGUCCAGACAGAUCAUGCGAUACUGGUCUAACUUCGCAAAAACAGGGAAUCCUAAUUUAUCAUCUCAAGAUCCAAAGGUAGUCAAUAACCCGCUCGAUCUUGAGGAAUGGCAACCGUUUACAAAUGAACAACCCUACUACAAAGAAUUGGAUUAUGGAUUCCCUACGAGGGAAGGUGUGAUGAAAGCCAAGGAGUGUCACUUUUGGACCACUAUCUUUCCAAAGAUGAUGGCCCAAUCAUUUGAGCUGUCGAUGCUGAAGACGAUGUUAGCCGACCAAGUAGCUGCUCAUAGCACUGGAACAUGCGAUGGUGAUUCUUGUCCGGAGCAGUGAUGUCCGAAAAGCUCUGUGGCGGGGCGGGGGCUGGAUGGGGACGGGGCAUGUGUGCAUGGAAGAGGGGUUGUGAGUGGUGCCAGGUAAAGCUUUAGGAGGUAAAAAAAAAUAUAAAAACUCACACCCGCAAUGUACCAGCAUUUUACAUAAAUUUCAUAAACUUUUGCUCAGCGCUCACAAAACUUAAGGAAUCCGGGCAAAAAACGUCAGCCCCCCCCCCCCCCCGAUUGCCCGUACGCCUAUUUUCUAACCAGGGUCCCGUUUUUAUAAAGAAUUGCGAUUGAUCCAAAUCAAUCGCAAGUCCUCCAAUCAAUAAAAAGUUUGUAGUCUCCUAUCUCUUAUGUACAUAGUUUUUUUUUUAAUUAAUACCAACUCUUUAUAAAACGGGGCCCAGGGAUAGUUAACCGACCACACUGCCUAUGCUUUCCAUAUUCGAAUAUAGUAAUAAUUGCUUCAUUAUGUAAUUCUGGUGAGUUCUGGGAGUUAUAUAUUCAUCAUUGUAAUAGAUUCUACGUUAUGAUUUUACGUAUAGGAUAGACCGUUACAGACCAACGAUUUGUAGGUGUCAUUUAGAAAAAUAGCCACGUGCCUUUGCUUUAUUAUAACCUCUUGGUUCAUGCACCAUUAAUGUCAAAUGAACAGGGAUUUUGGUGGGGUCAUUUUGUUUGCAUUUCGUUGAUUUCGUGUAAAUAUUGAACAAAACACCUGAACUCAUGUAUCAUUUUGUUUUCAUUAUAUUAAACAAAUAUUAAGUCUAUAAUUUAAUACAUAUACUUUGAAGCAAACCAUGUUUUUGAGUGUUUCGUAACUCACUCAAGAAUGAAAGGUAAAGUGGUUGAA